Komagataella phaffii GS115 is the source of this 852-nucleotide messenger RNA. RefSeq lists its product as uncharacterized. Bases 1 to 852 code for a protein of 283 amino acids. NCBI's taxonomy places the organism in Eukaryota, Fungi, Ascomycota, Pichiomycetes, Pichiales, Pichiaceae. The transcript has a single exon. The record is from RefSeq and is a predicted model, not a curated record.
AUGGUGGUUCGACAUUCCACUACAACCCAGUUUUCGUUAUAUUCCCAUUUACUCUCACUAACCAAAAUACUAAAUCUUGUACACUGCGAUUCAUGUGUCAAGAUUCCCCAAUACCUUAGCCAGAAGCUGGCUCCAGCAGGUUUCACGUAUGGAAAUAAUGAAAAAGAAUUGAUUCAGCGAUCGAAACCAUGGAAGCAAAUCUCUGGGGGUAGAAGAGUUAUCAGCCCGUUACCAAACUUUAAUUUCGACUUUCCUUUGAAUUCAAAUGCUUUGUCAAAGCCAGUUGCUUCAAUUCAUGCUAGUUUUGUGAAAUCGACAGAUCCCAUCGCCCGAAGUUUUUCACAACUAAAAGGAGUAGUCAGCAGCUUAAGCAAGCUGUACAAGUCAAAGCCAAUUUAUGUGUACUCUUGUGACUAUUUUUGUUUGAAAUUUUAUUCAAAGUAUCAGUACACAGGAUUGAUCAGGAAGACAAAACCAGGAAUACUCUUGAAAACCUAUGGGCACAAUUAUAACUCCUUCAAAGUCCACAAACUAUCCGCCACUUCGUUUACUCGCACUAUGAACCCAUUUGAAUAUGCAAUCCACAGAAGGCGCACUCGUAGUAUCUACAAAAAGCUGUUUAUGGAUAGGUUUCUUGGCAGAGACGGAUUGUAUGAGUUUAUCAUAUUCAAGAUUCCUCAUCAGAAGGAUAUUGCAUACCUAAGGAAUCGAGUAUGUCACUGUCUAAAUGAAGUUAACGACUUAGAUGAGGAGUGCCUCAGGAGUGUAGGCCAGAAGGAAAUUAAAUCCAUUAAUAAAGGGCUUAUAAAUAAACAGUGCAAACUGCUGGGACUGCCUAUUUUGCUCAGAUAG